This is a messenger RNA of Sorex fumeus (smoky shrew), 1289 nucleotides long. RefSeq names its product YdjC chitooligosaccharide deacetylase homolog (gene YDJC). Lineage: Eukaryota; Metazoa; Chordata; Mammalia; Eulipotyphla; Soricidae. Gene Ontology annotation, biological process: carbohydrate metabolic process. The coding region runs from base 13 to 933 and encodes 306 amino acids. The transcript has 5 exons. The record is from RefSeq and is a predicted model, not a curated record. Gene Ontology annotation, molecular function: deacetylase activity.
UAGGCAUCGCUCAUGGCCCAGCCGCGUUUGAGACUGGUGGUCACCGCGGACGACUUUGGUUACUGCCCGCGGCGCGAUGAGGGCAUCGUAGAGGCCUUCCUGGCGGGGGCUGUGACCAGCGUGUCUCUACUGGUCAACGGCACGGCCGCGGAGAGCGCCGCCGAGCUGGCCCGAAGGCACCACAUCCCCACGGGCCUCCACGCCAACCUGUCCGAGGGCCGCCCCGUGGGCCCCGCUCGCCCCGGCGCCUCGUCGCUGCUCGGCCCCGAAGGCUUCUUCCUCGGCAAGAUGGGAUUCCGGGAGGCGGUGGCGGCCGGUGACGUGUCCUUACCCCAGGUUCGGGAAGAGCUGGAGGCGCAGCUGAACCGCUUCCGCUUAUUACUGGGCACGGAGCCCACUCACGUGGAUGGGCACCAGCACGUGCACGUUCUCCCGGGUAUUUGUCAGGUGUUCGCCGAGGCGCUGCAGGCACACGGGGUGCAGUUCACCCGGAUGCCCCUGGAGCGCGGGGUGGGCAGCUGCCCGUGGCUUGAGGCCCCAGCGCGCGCCUUCGCCUGCGCCGUUGAGCGCGACGCCGAGGCUGCCGUGGGUCCUUUCUCCUGCCACGGCCUCAGGUGGCCUGAUGUCUUCGUGGGCCUGAGCACGUGCGGCCGACACAUGUCUGCCCACCGCGUAUCAGGGGCGUUAGCGCGGGCCCUGGAAGGCUUGCCUGAGGACCACGCCCUGACGGCUGAGCUAAUGGCACACCCCGGCUACCCCAGUGUGCCCCCUGCAGGGGGCUGUGGGGAGGGCCCUGAUGCCUUCUCCUGCUCCUGGGAACGGCUCCACGAGCUGCAUGUCCUCACUGCACCCACACUGCGAGCACGGUUUGCCCAGGAUGGUGUGCGGCUCUGUGCUCUCAAAGACUUGCAAGCUAAAGAACUACCCUCGUGAAGCCACUCUGGACACCUUCCCGGAACCUUCCCCAACUGAGGGAUAACCAGCCCAGCAAAACUUAGAGCUCUGGAAGGGGCCCAGGGUGGAGGCCAGAAGCAGGGCCAGGAGCAAAUUCUGUGACUUCCUGGCAGGUGGUUACACCCCAAUGCCUAGGCCCUCAGUGUGCAAAGCUUCACUGAUUCCUGUGGCUGCUGGCAGGCCUGUGCUGCACAGUUAUGGGGCUCCCAAGGGUUCGCUGCCUGACCAUGCCCUGGCAGUGUCUGGUUUAGGCAUACUGGGAAGAGAUCACUGUAUUAAUAAAAUAGCGUGCCUCAAAUUUAUGUGGUUAUAUACUAUGCCCAGAAAACCUUCAG